This is a messenger RNA of Aethalodelphis obliquidens (Pacific white-sided dolphin), 1135 nucleotides long. It is a transcript of the gene PRSS41, whose product is annotated as serine protease 41. Gene Ontology annotation, biological process: proteolysis. NCBI's taxonomy places the organism in Eukaryota, Metazoa, Chordata, Mammalia, Artiodactyla, Delphinidae. The record is from RefSeq and is a predicted model, not a curated record. Gene Ontology annotation, molecular function: serine-type endopeptidase activity.
AUGGGGGGCAGCCAGGUCCCCAGGGUCGCAGACAAGAAAGGGAUCGUCUGGGUACACUGGCUCCUGGGCCAUAACAAGGGGGCGCCCCAGCCGCGCCUUGGAGCUGGCGGAAGCAGAGGGGGCGCCAGGCGGCGGGAAGAAGAAGCCGUGGGCGCGCAGGUCAGGACGCUGCUGCUGGCGCAACUGUUGGUGCGGGUCGAAAUCGCGAGGCAGGCGUUGCGGGAUAGGGACCUGUUGCUUCCAGGAUGCAGGGCUUGGGCGCAGGGCAGCCUGCGCCUAUGGGGCUCCCACUACUGCGGAGCAAGCCUGCUCAACCGCCGCUGGGUGCUCUCGGCCGCGCACUGCUUCCAAAAGCACAUUUAUCCCUAUGAAUGGUCGGUCCAGUUUGGCGAGCUGUCACACCACCUUUGGAGCCUGCGGGCCUACCUCCAUCGUUACAGGGUGAAGAGUAUUAUUAUAUACCCCAAAUCCAGGAAUUAUUUGCAGGACGACAGCUCCCUGCUGAAGCUGUCCUCCUCCGUCACCUUCAAUAAGCACAUCCAGCCCAUCUGUGUCCUGUCCUCCUCCUCUGAAUUCAAGAACCGUGAUGACUGCUGGGUGAAUGGCUGGGGGGACAUCCAUGAGAAAAAGAAUCUGCCACCUCCCUACGAUCUUCAGGAAGUGCAAGUCUCCAUCAUAAACAAAUCCAGGUGUUCCUACCUGUUCCAUCAGCCUGAUUACAGCAGUCACAGCAGUAAUAAUAUGAUUUGUCCUGGCUCUGAGGAUGGCAACACUGACGCCUGCAAAGGUGACCCAGGCAGACCCUUGGUCUGUGAAAAGAAUGGGCCGUGGAUUCAGAUUGGAAUUGUGAGCUGGGGAGUGGGCUGUGGUAGGCGCAACCAGGCCGGCAUCUAUACCAAUGUCAGUAGUUACUUCAACUGGAUCCAGAUGCUGGUGGGCCACAGCACACCCAGGCCAGACCCCUCUCAGUUGCUGCUGCCCCUCGCUCUGCUCUGGGCUCCCUGACUCCUGUAGCUGGCCUGUGCACACCUAAGCCCAUGAGGGUGCAGUAGUUACUGCAGCUCCAGACAUAUUCACCAAGGGCUAGGGGCACGCCAGUGGCAGGACUGCCUGCUGGACCAGGCCCAGUCCCCUU